Lolium perenne is the source of this 779-nucleotide messenger RNA. The record is from RefSeq and is a predicted model, not a curated record. NCBI's taxonomy places the organism in Eukaryota, Viridiplantae, Streptophyta, Magnoliopsida, Poales, Poaceae.
ACGUCGCCACCCUAUCGUGGAAUCCGGAGGCAGAAGGCAGUCGAGCGAACAACCCUAACCCUAAAUCCCAUAUCCGCAAGGUAGGCACAAAAAUCUACCGAAGUUUCUCAGCUUAACCAAUCGCAACCCAAUAGCGUUGGUAGGGGACGACUGACGAGGAGCGGCCGGCGGCCGGCGGCCGGUGGGGAUUCGCGACGGACUUCCCCUAAUCCUUACGUAUUCACAGGCAUACGACGAUGGUGGCGCUUCUUCGACAGGGUUUGACGAGGAUCGAUGGCUCCGUGCUCCAGCGAACCCAGGCGGUGGUCACAUCAUCAGCGGGUCACGCGCGACGCCUGCUUGUGCCAAGAAGGCGCAUGCUUAGUACCGAUAAGGAGCAAUCCAAGAACCUAAAGCUGCCGCAUCAGGUUUUGUGGGAGUUGAUAAAGAUUUUUCCGGGACAAAAAGUAUUUAACCUUGUGGCAGUGGCAACUGUCGCUGUUAUGAUAGCCUCUACAGGAAGCCAAGUGGAGGAGGCUGAGAAGAAGCAAGAGAAAGUGAUGGAGGGAGAGAAAAAGCAGAGCAAGUGAAUGGGGUAGAGAGAAGUGAGAGUAGUGAACAAGACGUUCUUUUUUAUGUAAUGUUACCCAGCACUAUAUAAUGUCACUGUUCUGAUGAUGUUUAUGAUAUGCUAGCUAGAACCUGAGCAUCACUGAUGAACUCCUAUAUAUGCUAUCUUGUGUGACAUGGUAUGUUGUCACGUAUAAUUGACGAGUUGUGUGUUGGUCUCCUGUGUUUUU